AUGGUUAAGACUGCUGUAGGGAAGGCAACCCGAUCUGUAGCAGGAGAUCUGUAUGAUAGAUAUAUAAGGCAUGGUUUAUUUGAUGAGCUUGGGGAAGCACAGCGGGAAUUAGUUUAUCUACACAGUCCUUCUCCUUUUGUGAAAAUUGCACGAGCAUGGCAGACUGCUUUUGCAUAUCAAAUGCGAGCUGCACGACUUCCAGAGUCCUGGAAAGCAGCAGCAGCAGACUUGCACAAGCGAUUAGGAGGUAAGGGCAAUUUGCUGCUUUCUUUACCUCCUGGUGGCCGCAAAGGAAGAGAUAUGAAUAUGGGGUACGAUUCCCAUCCAGAUCUCUUAAAAUCUCUUGCUUCUAUUCGACGAGUAGCCUCUACUAAACCUUGUCCUGAUCAUAAGAAAUAUCUAUUAAGGGCUUUAAUGGUAAAUGGUGUUACUCCAGGUGAUAUUAUCCGUGCUACAGGAGCAAAGAAAGAUCUCGGGGCUCUUGUUGUUUCUCUUGAGAGUAUGGUUGAGGCAGAGCAGGAAGCAUUAAAAGACUUUGAAGAUAACUCUGUGGAAAAUAUACUUAUUGAUAAAGACGGUGACGAACAUGUACCUGCAACAAAGCCUCUUGAAUUAAAAGAAGAACUAGAGGAAUUCCUUGCUACAGAACAGUUUAUUCAUCCGGCUGAAGGAGAGUCUGGAGAUGAAGGAGAAAAUAGCAUGAAACAGUUAAGCGAAGCAGCAAUUACAAUGUUUAACUCUACAAGCACAGAUGAAGCAAAAGCUUUCCUUGAUCGUGUGCGAGCUGUGCUAGGAGCAGGAAGCAGCGUAAAAACAGAGCGCCCGGAAUUACCUUUUCUAGACUUUCAGGGUGCGAUGGAGGCAGCCAAAGAGGAGUUAAAGGCAGAGAUGGAGAAGAACCCUCAUAGUGCUCCUCUUACGAGCGAUAAAACAGCAGACAGAAGCGAACAAGCAGAAGAAGCUCUAGCAAUAGUUCGUGGGGGUGGGCUGCGAGCGGGGUCCCUCUUCGCGCCGGAAGAAGAAAAGAAGGGGAAAAGCAAGUAA
This is a messenger RNA of Eimeria acervulina, 1044 nucleotides long. RefSeq lists its product as hypothetical. The record is from RefSeq and is a predicted model, not a curated record. NCBI's taxonomy places the organism in Eukaryota, Apicomplexa, Conoidasida, Eucoccidiorida, Eimeriidae. Bases 1 to 1044 code for a protein of 347 amino acids. The transcript has 2 exons.